AUUCUGUUGGCACCACUGUUUCCAAGAUGAACGCCUGUAGAUUGUGACUAUUUUCAGUUCUUUUGAACAAAACAGACAUCCGCAAUGGCUGACGCAAAACCUAAAGCGGAAAAGAAGACCAAGACCAAGGCACCAGCCCCAGAGGCUGCUGCUGCCGUCGCUACUACCCCCAAAGUGAAGGCUGUUGCUAGACGUGCCCACCCCUUGACCAAGGGUCGUUUGUAUGCCAAAGCCAUCUUCACCGGUUAUAAGCGUGGUCUUCGUAACCAACACGAAAACACAGCUCUUUUGAACGUGGAGGAGUGCAAAUCAAAACAAGAUAGCUGGUUCUAUGUUGGCAAGAAAUGCGUCUAUGUUUACAAAGCCAAGACCAAGGCUUCCUGCCCUGGCAAGCCCAAGGGCUUCAAGACUAGGACGCGCGCGAUCUGGGGCAAAGUAACCAGGCCACAUGGAGGCAGUGGAGCUGUCAGGGCCAAGUUCAAGCGCAACUUGCCUGGUGAAGCCAUGGGACACCGCAUUCGCAUUAUGUUGUACCCCUCCAGGAUUUAAAUUUUUACACUGUAACUAAAUUAAAAGCUUAUCAAUAAAGUAUUGGUAAAUAAUUUCUUAAA
Molecule: messenger RNA, 611 nt
Organism: Nicrophorus vespilloides
Lineage: Eukaryota; Metazoa; Arthropoda; Insecta; Coleoptera; Silphidae
Gene: RpL35A
Product: 60S ribosomal protein L35a
Exons: 3
Coding region: 85-549 (154 amino acids)
Biological process (GO): cytoplasmic translation; ribosomal large subunit biogenesis
Cellular component (GO): cytosolic large ribosomal subunit; ribosome
Molecular function (GO): structural constituent of ribosome
Source: RefSeq, a predicted model, not a curated record